Messenger RNA from Thunnus maccoyii (southern bluefin tuna), 1975 nucleotides. RefSeq names its product LSM14A mRNA processing body assembly factor a (gene lsm14aa). Gene Ontology annotation, cellular component: P-body. Gene Ontology annotation, molecular function: mRNA binding. The transcript is spliced from 9 exons. Bases 267 to 1718 code for a protein of 483 amino acids. The record is from RefSeq and is a predicted model, not a curated record. Gene Ontology annotation, biological process: P-body assembly; cytoplasmic stress granule assembly. Lineage: Eukaryota; Metazoa; Chordata; Actinopteri; Scombriformes; Scombridae.
UGCACGGAUCUAGUUUCCACGGCGGAGCGUAAACGCGCGAGAUUAUGAUUUCCCGUUAGCCCCCGCGUUCACCGAGAGCCGUUGGUGCGAUGGAGGAGGGUGAGGUAGCCAUGUUGUAGCGGCGAAGAAGAAGAAGAAGCGCACAAACCGCCCGGAGGAUUUUUUUUCUUUGUUUUUGGUGUAGAAACUGUAACUGUUAAACCACACGGCUCAGAGGGGCCGUCCAUCCUGUUCCCUGUUUGGUCUGCCGAGCUGUGGGAGACACCAUGAGCGGCGGGACGCCCUACCUCGGGAGCAAAAUCAGCCUCAUCUCGAAGGCCGAGAUCCGCUACGAAGGGAUCCUGUACACCAUCGAUACCGAGAACUCCACUGUCGCACUCGCUAAAGUACGUUCCUUUGGUACGGAGGACCGCCCCACCGACAGGCCCAUCCCGCCUCGAGAUGACACCUUCGAGUACAUCAUCUUCAGAGGCAGCGACAUCAAGGACCUGACUGUGUGUGAGCCACCCAAACCAACAUGCUCUCUCCCUCAGGACCCCGCCAUUGUCCAGUCGUCCAUGAGCUCUAGCUCCUCGUCUUCUGCUGCCGCGGCCCCGACCCCGUUCCAGUCUGCCGGCUCCUAUGGCCUCUUCAACCGUGCUCCAGUUCCUGCCUACAACCAGUUCAGCACCAGCCCCCUGGUGUCCCCCCAGUUUGGACCCGUUGGCGUCGGCCGCAGCAGCCCCAGCCUGGACCCUCUGCGGAAGAGCCCCUCCCUGGAGCAGGUGAUCCAAUCUGCCCCGUCGGCCCCCACCGCCGCCACCACGGCCCCGGCCCCCGGCUUGGGACGCAGGAGCCCCGCCCACGCUCGCACGGCCCCCUCUGCCGCCGGCGGCCCGAGCAGCCAGAAGGCCCAGCAGCAGGAUGGCGUGGACACAAGGAGGGGUGAGACUGUCAGGGGAGGCCGCGGCAGCAGCCAGGGCUGGCCUGCACCCCGAACCAUCUCAGCCUCUCACAUCAGUGCUGUAGAUAGGGCUUCCACUGCAGGGUUUACCCACUCUAUCUUUAGCCACUCAGCAGCUGCCGGCGCACCGGCUAACCGACGUGGGCGAGGCGGCGGACACCGCGGCCGAGGACGCUUCAACGUACGCCGAGACGGACCCAUGAAGUUUGAGAAAGACUUUGACUUUGAGAGCGCCAACGCCCAGUUCAACAAGGAGGAGAUCGACCGAGAGUUUCAGAGCAAGCUGAAGUUGAAAGACGAGAAGACCGAGAAGCCGGAGAAAGCGGUGAACGGAGAGGACAAAGGCGACUCCGGCGUCGAGACUCAGAACAGCGAGAACAACGCUGAGGAAGAGUGCGACCCGCUCGGCCCGAACUGCUACUACGACAAAUCCAAGUCCUUCUUCGACAACAUCUCCUGUGACGACACUAGGAAAGCAAAUGACAAGUCUGGAAGCUCAGGGUUCCCACGGGAGCGGAGGCAGACCUGGGCGGAGGAGAGGCGGAUGAAUGCCGAGACAUUCGGCAUCCCUCUGCGUCAGAGCAGAGGCCGCGGAGGUUACCGCGGGCGUGGCGGUAUGGGCUUCCGCGGAGGACGGGGUCGUUCGGCUAGCCGAGGUUCCUUCGGCCCGCCACAAGGAGGCGGUGGCUUCAGGGGAGGAUACAGAGGAAACCAGGCCGGCCGCGAGUUCGCCGACUUAUCAGCAUACAGGAAGGACAACAAAGUGGCAGCGUAGUCUCAACGGGAGGAAGGCUCUACAGAAAGGUGCAACGCUUAAAAAAAAAAAAAAGGAAAAUCGUUUUUUGGUUGCUACUCUUCUUGACUAAAAGAAUGAAGAUUGUGUACUAGUUGUAUAUUUGUCACCAGCACUGGGGUAGACUGCUUGAAUGCAACUUAACUUUCCACCUUUCAACGGUGGAAACAACAACAACAACAACAACAACGCAGUUUGUCAGAGAAAAAAAAAAAAAAAGUCGAUCUUUACAAAAUAAU